Motacilla alba alba is the source of this 10623-nucleotide messenger RNA. It is a transcript of the gene PPIP5K1, whose product is annotated as diphosphoinositol pentakisphosphate kinase 1. Lineage: Eukaryota; Metazoa; Chordata; Aves; Passeriformes; Motacillidae. The transcript is spliced from 31 exons. The coding region runs from base 3488 to 7843 and encodes 1451 amino acids. The record is from RefSeq and is a predicted model, not a curated record. Gene Ontology annotation, molecular function: inositol hexakisphosphate kinase activity; diphosphoinositol pentakisphosphate kinase activity; 5-diphosphoinositol pentakisphosphate 1-kinase activity. Gene Ontology annotation, biological process: inositol metabolic process; inositol phosphate biosynthetic process. Gene Ontology annotation, cellular component: cytosol.
CCGGCCCCGGCCUGUGCCUCUGCCCCGCUGCCCGUCUCUCCCGAGCCUGGCGGGCCGGUGUUUGCGAAGCCGCCGCGGGGCAGAGCGGCAGCGGCCCCCGCAGUAAACCCUCAGUGACAGCGGCCGCACCGGAGCAGUUCCCGGUGCUGAGGAGUUUCACGCCUGACAGGUCCCACGAGGCUGAAAAAUAUUUCGUUAUGAGCAGUGUCAGACACGGGCGGGUCUCGCCGCUCGGUGCGCGGGGUAAAUAAACCGAGGGGCUGCCUCGCUGCUCCGCUCUGCUCCGCCCUCCGCGCUUGCAGCUCCCGGGGUGUUCGGCCUCCCUGGCAGCGCUGCUUGCAUCCACUGAACGUGACUUCAGUUCCUGGCUGUGAACACCUUGAGCGCCUCUGUUACCAGAACAGAGCGAUUUCUCUGAUACGCCAUGUCCAAAUAGUUUUAAUUAUUAACCCUAGAAUAGGUGAUGUUUCUGUUCUGAAGCAAUUAAGUGCCCAUGAGAGGAGCACAGCUUUCACCAUUUUGAAGUGUGGAAUGAGCCUUGAUGCAAACAGCCCUUGUAACAGUGGACGUAACUCUCCGUGUGUCCCUGGUCAUGCAGAGGUGUAUUAGUGGUCGUGCAUUCAAAGGUGCUUCACUGCUCAGGGCCUAAGCUUUCAGGGUUUUUUUUUUUGGACUGGUUGGUUGGUUGUAGGGCCAUCAGUGCUUUCAGAUAGUUCUACAAGACAUUGCCAGCAUAAGUGUUUUAAAAUGCCAGCUAUGUGUAUUUUUAGAAGUCAUGAUCCUGCACGUACUUGACCUGGCUUGGCUAGGCUGCGGGUCUCUAAGUUGGAUCACGCUUGCAGGCUUUCUGCUUGCCGGGAUAAUCCCAAAUUCCUGCCACUGGCAGUAUGAUAAGCCAUGUUUCUGUCCGUCAGCCUGGCACUACAGAGACUGCAUCUGCACGUGCUGUUUAAAAACAGAAAUGAAACAAAACCCUGACAUGCAAGCCCACUCUUUGGUUGGUUAACGCCACAAAGACCUAAUCACAUCUUCUCACCUCAAAUGUCUGGUACCUCAGAAGCAGGACACAAAGAAUUUCUUUACUUUGUGAGCACCCUUAUCUGAGCAGCACCAGAAUAUCUGCUGGGGAACUGGAAAACAAUUUCCUGUAUAGUUUCUUAUCUGUAAUACAGGGCAGUCUAGGGAGCUGAAGCAGUCCCAGGCCAUCAGAGGCAAGGUCUGUGGCUCCGUUUAGAGUUGUGUGUCAGCAGGUUUGGAUUGCUGAUUGGGUAAUUCCGGUAACCUUUGGUAUGACUGUGCAGCAGAUCACAGCUGCCCUUCUUGGAAGUGCAGCAGGAAAGUCUUCAGGUGUGGCGGCUGCCAUGUACUUCCUGCUGGGUCUGUGAGAGGACUACCAAGCCUGAAUAUUCUGACCUAAAGCCAGAAUCAUCCUUAUCUUUUGUGUGCAUGUGCCAGAGCCACAUUAGUCCUCUUGUCUCCCUUGGAUGACACAGUCAGCAGCAUUAACUCAACACUGGAUUUUCUUGCUGUGAUUAGUGAGAGGUGAGGCCCACAACACUCUCAGCAACUGUGAACUGGGCAAAAUUUGUGGCUUCCAUGAGCAGUUAGCUCAGCAGUCAGCAGGGACAGAACCAUGAGCAUGCUGUGGUUGGUGUGAAAGUGUGCUGUGCCUGUAAGGCUUCCAUGAUGGCAAUUGCCACCCUGCUGGCGUAUGAGCCCCGUGCCAGUUCAACACUAGAGCUGGCUCAGGUGUGGUGGGCAAACUUCUGUCACUGUCCUUAGAUGCCAGAAUAGAACUCCACUUGCCUGUGUCCAUGUAAGAGCAACAGUCUGAGUUUUUAAUGCCUUAGUUAUGCCUGUAGCUGAAAGUUCUGUCCACCAAGAGUCUGUAGUUGCUUGUUAUAAGUCUAUGGUAAGGGAUCUGCUCUUAAGAAAAACUAGAAGAAGGUUCUGGUUAACCCUCCCCCCACACCUGAAAUCAUGAGCUUUCCUUAUUAACAUCAUGGGCACACCUGUGCUGUCAGUGGCUGUCAGCUUCAGUGAGGCUCUGAGUUUUUACCUGAUGUGAGUAUGUGAGUCAUGGCCUUGAAACAGAGCUACAGAGCAAGGAAGAGGCUUUGUCUCUGGGAUAGGAGGAGGAAUAUGGAGAAGUUGUUGCUUUCUGAGUUCUUGGGGCAAAGGUUUUCCUGCUGCUUAUCUGUUUUUUUUUUUCAGGAGGGAGGGGAGAGUAAGGGAUUGGAGAAAAUAACCCUCCUCCUCCUUUUGCAUGGUGUGCUUCACUUCAUUAAAUCAUCAGCCUUCAAGCUGAUAGUAUACCUGCUAAGGGUUCAUUCUGCACUGAUGUGCUGAGGCAGCAGGACACAGGCAUGAAAAUGGUUCCUGAGUGUGUUUGGAAUGUUACUCUUGUCCUCCCCUGGAGAUAGCAGGGCUGUGUGGAGUGCACAGUAAAUACCUCUGCAGCCUGGCCUGGCAGCACUGUUCCUCCCACUAGCAGCGAGCACUUAUGGUGAGUAUCAGCUCUGACUCAUGCUGACUGAGACGCUUCAGUGCCAGGUGUGUGCUGUGCUUUGAGGAUUUUGUGGCAGCAGCAGCAGCACUGGGCUCGGUGCAUGGGACUGAGAUGGAGGAGAUCAUCCUUGGUGUGGUAUGUACAAAGUCCAGGCUUGCUGUGUCCCCUUGUGUCGUCUCUGUUGGGUCGGUGUCCGCUCCCCCAGUGGAUCCUUACGCAGGAGGAAUGCUUUUGCUACUUUAUAAUAAGGAGAAGCACAGUGAAAGACACCUGCUUGACGCCGGGGGGGAGCUUAGGUCAGCAGUGAACAGCUGCGUCCUUGGCACGUAGAGGUCAGUUGAAUGGUGUGUUCACACUCGGUCUCCUCUGAGGCAGGCAGCGCUGCUCUUGUAGGUGACAGUGGAGGACAUGAUCCUUUCCUGGUGUUUCUGACUCGUAGCAUAUAUUCAGCAGCUGGUCAAAGGAGGUGAUUGUUCCACUCUGCACUGGUCACAGUACUAAGCCUGUCUAAGUUCAAGAAGCCUAUGGACAAUGCUCUCAGGCAUAUGGUGGGGUUCUUGGGAUGUCUGUACAGGGCCAGGAGCUGGACUCAGUCUUGAUGGAUCCCUUCCAACUUGGUGUAUUCUGUGAUUCUAUGCCAGCUUGCAAACCCAGACAUCCUGAUCUGCAACCCAAACUGUUGCUGAUGCUCCCUCUGUGUCCUCUUUCCCUACCAAAGAAUUUUCACUUGUUUUUCCUCCUCCCUACAAACUCCUGUACCUCUCAAACAGUUCUCUCUGUUACUGUAGGUCUUCUUGAGCUGAAAGGAUGAAAAUUGGCAAUUGGAAAAUCACUGUCACUGACCUGAGCUUUAUCCUGAAUUCUGGAGUUCCAGUUGAUGUUGUUGGGCGUAUGAGUCUGCAAGAGUGUCUCCUGUCCGUGAUUUAGGCAGCGGUUGGACAUGCAUCACUAGCGGGAUGGUCGGCCACCAAAGCUGCAAUGUCGUCCCUGACGACCUCCAGUGAGGGAGAUAACUCUGCUCCCAGGUUUGUUGUUGGUUCCAGAGAUGAUGAGACAGAAUUUCUGGGAUCAAACAUGAAGACAGACGAAACGGAUUUUUUUGAAGAUGAUGAAGAGGAGGAGUCGCCUCCAGAACGGCAGAUCGUGGUGGGAAUCUGUGCCAUGACCAAAAAGUCCAAGUCAAAGCCCAUGACACAGAUUCUGGAACGUCUGUGCAAGUUUGAGUACAUCACAGUGGUGAUCAUGGGGGAAGAUGUUAUUCUGAAUGAACCGGUAGAAAACUGGCCCUCUUGUGACUGCCUGAUAUCCUUCCACUCCAAAGGAUUCCCCCUGGAUAAGGCAGUUGCUUAUGCCAAGCUGUGCAAACCUUUUCUGAUCAACGACCUUGAUAUGCAGUAUUACAUCCAGGACAGGCGUGAAGUGUAUCGGAUCCUUCAAGAAGAGGGAAUAGACCUGCCCCGCUAUGCUGUGCUCAAUCGAGAUCCUGACAGACCAGAAGAGUGCAACUUGGUGGAAGGAGAGGACCACGUGGAGGUAAACGGAGCUGUGUUCCCAAAGCCGUUUGUAGAGAAGCCAGUCAGUGCUGAAGACCACAAUGUGUACAUUUACUACCCAACAUCAGCAGGUGGGGGCAGCCAGCGGCUCUUCCGUAAGAUUGGCAGCCGGAGCAGCGUGUACUCCCCAGAGAGCAGCGUGAGGAAGACAGGCUCCUACAUUUAUGAGGAGUUCAUGCCUACGGAUGGCACUGAUGUAAAGGUGUACACUGUUGGGCCGGACUAUGCCCAUGCAGAGGCUCGCAAAUCCCCUGCUUUGGAUGGGAAGGUGGAACGGGACAGUGAAGGGAAGGAAAUUCGCUACCCAGUCAUGCUGACUGCCAUGGAGAAACUCGUUGCCCGUAAAGUCUGCGUAGCCUUUAAGCAAACCGUGUGUGGGUUCGACCUCCUGCGGGCCAACGGCCACUCCUUUGUUUGUGAUGUGAAUGGCUUCAGCUUUGUGAAGAACUCCAUGAAGUAUUAUGAUGACUGUGCCAAAAUCCUUGGAAAUAUAAUCAUGAGGGAGUUGGCUCCCCAGUUUCAUAUCCCCUGGUCCAUCCCAACAGAGGCAGAAGACAUCCCCAUUGUCCCCACUACUUCAGGCACCAUGAUGGAGCUUCGCUGUGUUAUCGCAGUCAUCCGUCAUGGAGAUCGCACCCCGAAGCAGAAGAUGAAGAUGGAAGUAAAACAUCCCCGGUUCUUUGAAUUAUUUGAGAAAUAUGAUGGUUACAAGACAGGGAAGUUGAAGUUGAAGAAACCAGAGCAGCUACAGGAAGUGCUGGACAUUGCACGGCAGCUCGUGGUGGAGCUGGGAACCCACAGUGAUUGUGAAAUCGAGGAGAGGAAAUCCAAACUGGAGCAGCUGAAGAGUGUCUUGGAGAUGUAUGGACAUUUUUCUGGCAUUAACCGUAAGGUUCAGUUGACCUAUCUUCCUCAUGGACAUCCAAAAGCUGCAAGUGAAGAUGAAGCUCGCCGAGAGUCCUCCCCCUCCCUUCUCCUGGUGCUUAAGUGGGGUGGAGAGCUGACCCCAGCAGGAAGAGUCCAGGCUGAGGAGCUGGGGCGGGCCUUUCGCUGCAUGUAUCCUGGAGGCCAAGGUGAUUAUGCUGGUUUCCCUGGCUGUGGCUUGCUCAGGCUGCACAGCACUUAUCGCCACGAUCUCAAGAUCUACGCCUCGGACGAGGGGAGAGUUCAGAUGACAGCAGCAGCUUUUGCAAAGGGUCUGCUGGCCCUGGAAGGAGAGCUGACCCCCAUCCUGGUGCAGAUGGUGAAAAGUGCCAACAUGAAUGGCCUGCUGGACAGUGACAGUGACUCCCUUAGCAGCUGUCAGCACAGAGUGAAGGCGCGACUGCAUGAAAUCAUGCAGAAGGAUGCUGAGUUCUGUGAAGAGGAUUAUGAAAAGCUAGCACCUACAGGCAGUGCUUCUCUGCUCAACUCCAUGACCUUUAUCCAGAACCCAGUUGAGGUCUGUAACCAGGUGUUCACCCUGAUUGAGAAUCUCACCUCCCAGAUACGAAAACGUCUGGAAGACCCAAAAUCUGCAGACCUGCAGCUGUACCACAGUGAGACUUUGGAACUGAUGCUGCAACGCUGGAGUAAGCUGGAGCGAGAUUUCCGCAUGAAGAAUGGGCGCUAUGACAUCAGCAAGAUCCCUGAUAUAUAUGACUGCAUCAAGUAUGAUGUACAGCACAACUGUGCACUGAAACUGGAAGGCACAACGGAGCUCUUCAAGCUCUCCAAAGCCCUGGCAGAUGUGAUCAUACCCCAGGAAUAUGGGAUUAAUAAGGAGGAGAAACUGGAAAUUGCUAUUGGCUUUUGUCUUCCUCUCAUUAAAAAGAUCCAGCUGGACCUACAGAGAACUCAUGAAGAUGAGUCUGUCAACAAACUACAUCCGUUGUACUCAAGAGGAGUCCUGUCGCCGGGCCGCCAUGUUCGAACACGGCUGUACUUCACCAGUGAGAGCCAUGUGCACUCCCUGCUCAGCAUCUUCCGCUACGGGGGGCUUCUGGAUGAGAACAAAGACCAGCAGUGGAAGAGAGCCAUGGACUAUUUGAGUGCUAUCUCAGAGCUGAACUACAUGACCCAGAUUGUUAUCAUGCUCUACGAGGACAACAACAAGGACCCCUCUUCAGAGGAGCGUUUCCACGUGGAGCUGCACUUCAGCCCUGGCGUCAAGGGCUGCGAGGAGGACAGGAACAUACCCACGGGGUUUGGCUUUCGGCCAGCCUCAGCAGAGAACGAAGACAAGAAAGCAGACCAAGGCAGCCUAGAGGACCUGUCGAGUGAGAAGGGCAGUGAUGAGCCAGACCGCGCUCGGCAGAAGUCCCCGCAGCCCUCGGAGCCAGUCAGCAUCCAGAGAAGGUCGCCGCUGGUCAGGAGCCGGAAGACGGGAUCCAUGGAGGUGCUGUCUGAAUCUUCUUCUAAAUCAGGAGGUUAUCGCCUCUUCAGCACUUAUUCCAGGCAGUCUUCUGAGAUGAAGCAAAGUGGAUUAGGGUCACAGUGCACCGGGCUGUUUAGCACCACUGUGCUGGGAGGCUCCUCCAGUGCCCCCAACCUCCAGGACUACGCACGCAGCCAUGGCAAAAAGUUUGCCAGCAGCCUGACAUACAAAGACGAGCUCUUGUCUAUGCCAGCCGUAAAACGAUUUUCUGUGUCGUUUGCAAAGCAUCCGACUAAUGAUGUGUUGGAGCACCAGCACGUUGCCCAGUUGCUACGCCGUUUUUCCUCUGACUGUGCCACGAGCCGGACCAUCUCCUUGGAUGCCACCCUAGCCCAUCACCUGCAGCAGUGCUCCUACCACCUGCGCCUCUUCAGGAGCUGGCUGAUCUCAGGGCAGGAUGACUUGGAGUGUCUUUACGGUUUUGAAGGCUGUUCCAUGGUUCCCACCAUCUAUCCCUUGGAGACCCUGCACAACUCCCUCUCUUUGCGGCAGGUGAACGAGUUCCUGACAGCCGUGUGCAGGAGUUGCAGCGAGUCGCAGGUCCAGUCCACUGCAGCUUUGUUUGAUUCAAUGAUUGGGAGCCAGAUACCAGGAGACCCCUUUAUGUCCCAGCGAAUCCUGUCAUCCUCGUCCCUGCCACUGCGCCAGCGCUCGGAUAAGCCCCCUUGGUACAGCAGUGGCCCCUCCAGUACCGUCUCCAGUGCAGGCCCCUCCUCCCCAACUUCUGUGGACAACUGUGCUCGUUUCAGCUUCACUGAGAAACUUUCCAUCAGCCCCCCAAAAAGCGAGGAGCAGCUGACUAGCCAGUCCCCUGAGCAGGAAGAUAGCCAAGCUCCAGGCAGAGGGCUUGACGUGCCAGAGGGUGUGUCUGGGCUGCCAGUAGCAGAGCCAAGUGCCCCAGAGACCCUGAUCUGGAAUAAGGGCCCAGAGCCAGGCAGGAUUCUGGAGCUGUGCAAGAAGGAGCUGGCAAGGGAGGACGCUAACCCAGAAGAGAAGAGCAUGGGGGAACGGGAUGAAGAAAAAUCAUCUGGGGAAAUGUUAGAGCCAAGUAACAUAGGAAACCCAAAGUGUGGUGAAGGGUUUGACCUGAGGCUGGCUGGGGAGACAGCGAAGCCUGGUGAGGGGUCUGUCAGGGGAAUGACUGGCCUGGAUCAGUCUGGGCAGUCCAAGGAGAUCCUGGUGCCCUGUGAAGAGGAGCUGCUGGUAGAGGUGUUGGACCCAGAGCAUACAGGCAAGGAGCUGCUGGGGGACAGUGCUCUGUCAGACCAGCUUUUCUCUGGUCACCUGUGCCAGGUGCAUCCAGUGCCUCCUGAGAACAAUGUGGAGGAACUGCAGCUGCUGUGUCAGAAGGAUCAGCAAAUUUAGUGGCUUACUGGACAGCACACAGCAAGCACUUCUAAGCCCUGAAAGCAGCCCGACUUCCUGCAUGGCACCUCACGCAGCUGGCGGUCCAUAGCAGAGAAGCCAUGUCCCAGGGCCACAGGACUGUGUGGUGUGGAAGAGACUGCUUUGCUCCUCCACAAGCCAGCUCUUUUCCAUUCAGCAAGAAUGUUUGCCGUUAAAUGAACAACAAUGCAGUCUUGGUACUGGCAAGGCACCUUCAUGGAGCAGGGACAUGGUGCUGCACUGGUGUCCCAAGGGCUUUGUGCUCACUGGGACAGCAGUAUUAGAGGACUGGUACAGCCAAGGCUUUUAGGGUGGUAAGUCCAAAGGGGACAGAUCCUCCCUCAUGACCUUUUGGCCCACAGCCUUCCGAGAAAGGCAUUCUGGGCCCAAAUUAAUCAGAUCCAUCACAACCACCAACCUCCUCUCUGUUUCUUCCUUCUUCCUCUCUCAGUUCCCACUGCUGUCCACCAAAAUCAGGUCCAGAGAGUCCAUGGGGGGAAAACUAGCAGAAGCAGAAAGCAUUCUGAAUGAAUGUGGAAAAGAAAGGUAGUGAGGGUAUCAGGUUUGGCUGCCACUUGCAAGGAAACAUCCCUUUGCCGUGGCCUUGGAUGUUUCCCUGCUGGGCUGGGGCAGGCAGGAGCCUGGGGAUCCAGCCUGAGAGAGGUGUGCAGGGAAGACACACACAGUUGUUUUUUUUCUCGUCCCCAAGGAUCAGGCAGGGUACAGCUCUGAGGUCUUGGUGACAGGGAUUAAAAGAAACUGCUAUUUUGAUAAUUCAGGACUAUUAGAAACCAAUAAGGAGAAAUCUUUAUUAUAUAAAAUGAAAAGUAUUUAAUGGAUAUUUAUGUAAAUGCCUUGUGAGCACAAGCCUGAGGGCAAGAUUGAUACGGGUGUCCCUGCCUGCUGCAUCCUGAGUGCCGGCCGGGGCUGUGCUUCCCACUCCUCCUGUAUUUAUGGACAAGUCUGCGUGUCUGUCUGUAGCUAGGAUCUCUGUUUUUGUGAAGCUGUGCCCAAAGAUCUCUAUGCUGUGUUGUGACAAUGUGUGUUCACAGUAAAUCUAUGCUGUGGGUCCAGUGUCUCACUGUCUCUGAUGCUGACUUGGCAGCAGUGUGUAUGUGCCAAAGCUUGCAGGUGCUUGGAACAGUAAGCCCUGCUCGUGCUCUGUUGUCCUGGAAGAGCAGCUGUAGCUGGAGUCUGACCUGUAGUAAAAGCACAGGCUCCAGGCCGGGAAAAAACCUCCUUUUUUCUUACAUGGGAGAACUGGAAAUACUAGGGAAGCACUCCUGGCUUCCCAGGGGCAUUUGUGGUAGAAUGAAGACACUGGAAUGUUGUGUUCAGCUCCUUUCACCUGGUCCACACCUUGCUGUCACUUCAAGCACAUCCUGGGUGUCAUGUCCUUUUCCUCGUGCCCAGUAAUCCCAAGCUGCCACUUUGGGCAUGUGAAAAAGGUCAUGUUUACUUGCACUGAGAAUGGAGCAGUCAUGCAGUUGCCCAGAGUGCAGCACUGGGUGGGGGCACCCCAGCCCCCCUCCCAGCCUGCUGUGCCUGCCCUGCGUUCUCUCCCUGCAUUACAGAUCUGCACAAACAGAGACCUUGGCCAUGGGGUUGCAGCCAACCCUCGCGCCUGCGCUGGCAGAGCGACCACAGGUGACUGAGCAGCAUCCAUGAGCUCUCCCUUUGGGCACUGCUCCCUUGCACAGACAGUGGCCUGGGGCACCUGCUGCCACCAGCACUGCUCUGGCAGCCACGUCUCCUGCCAGGACCUGUGUGUUUCUGCCCGGGGACAGUGCCAGGGCAGGCUGGUUGCCACCAUGGAGCCAGCAGCACCUGCUGCAGGGAUCAUUGCUGAGAGGGGCAUGGAGCAGGGCCCGGGGGGUGCAGGUGUGGCUCUCGGGUGCUGACCCCUACAGAGCCUGAUGCUUGUCACUGCACACCUUUGGCAAAUGCACUGUAGUCACAGGACCUUGGUUAGCUGGAGUAUGACCAGAGACAGUGCUCAUUUACCUGAAAAGUAGAUGUGUGUGGAAAUAGCACCUGGUUUAUGGUAACACUUCAUGGUUCCUCCCAUCAGCACCAGGCUUGGCAGCUGUCCUGAGGUCUCCACCAGGGCCUGCACAAGCUGUGGUGUGUUCUGGGGAAUGAUGGCCUCUCUCCUGAGGACUGUAGCACAGAACCUGCUUUCUUUUUUCCUGGCAUCCACUUGUGCCAUUGUUUCCUUCUGAGGACAGGCAGGCAGGAACAGAACUAACUGGGCAUCAGUCUCUCCUGUGUUCUAGCACAGGCAGAGCAGCAGCUGUCCCAGUUUGAUGAUAAGGAGCUGAAAGAGCAUUCCCUUGUUGGAGGUCAGAUCCAAGUUCUGCAGAGGUGCAAAAGCCCAACUGCUGCAGUGGGGUGAGGCAUGGAAUGCCUGGCAUGCCCGCGCCCAGAGCCCAUGCCAGCAGCUGUGCUGCCUGCCACGGGGCUAGAGAGCCUUGCAGCUCUAAGGGUGCCAGCAGCGUUGGGCAGAGCUGCCGUUCCCCACAAGUGCAGGGACAGGCGGAGGGCUGCAAUGGACUGCAUGAUUCUGGAACUGUGAGGGGUGACGGUGUUGCAUGGCAGACAGGCCACGCCAGGCUCCUCACUGGAUUAUCAGGAGCUGCUUUCCCCCCUACAGCCCUUAGCCAGCUGUCCAGGUGUUCCCCAGGAGGAACUCUAGUACCCUGCUAAGGCCGGGGGGCUGUCCCAGGUGGGCUCUGUGGCCUUUUGUGCAUGUCCCUUUC